Chelonia mydas (Green sea turtle) is the source of this 2020-nucleotide messenger RNA. Its product is annotated as glutamate dehydrogenase 1, mitochondrial. Gene Ontology annotation, biological process: L-glutamate catabolic process. The transcript is spliced from 12 exons. The record is from RefSeq and is a predicted model, not a curated record. The coding region runs from base 16 to 1761 and encodes 581 amino acids. Gene Ontology annotation, cellular component: mitochondrion. Gene Ontology annotation, molecular function: L-glutamate dehydrogenase (NAD+) activity. Lineage: Eukaryota; Metazoa; Chordata; Testudines; Cheloniidae.
GCCCGAGCCGCGGCCAUGCAGAGGGUGCUGGGGGCCGGGCCGCUGCGCGGGGAGGCGCUGACGACGGCUGGGCGGAGCGGGCGGGCCGGGCUCAGGCGCCUAGCGGAGGCGGGCCGGCGUAAGGCCGCGUUACUAUGGCAGCCAGCGAGCGGCGGCGGGGCCCCGCCAACCGGAAGUGACGCCCCGGAAGGCGGAAGUGGCGGGGAAGGCGGCCGCGCUCUCGGGCGGCGCAGCGGGAAGCACGUGGCGGCCGCGGCCCAGGCCGGCCUCGACGCGCCCGGGCUCCUGCCCAUGGUGGAGACGUUCUGCACGCGGGCCAUGCGCGUGGCCGAGGCUGACCUGGUGCAGCAGCUCCGCAGCCCGCGGCCCGAGACCGAGAAGCGGCAGUGGGUGCACGGCAUCCUGGAAACCAUCCAGCGCUGCAGCCACGUCCUGGAGGUCUCCGUCCCCGUGAAGCGGGACACCGGCCACUGGGAGGUGGUCGAGGGCUGGCGGGCCCAGCACAGCCAGCACCUCCUGCCCUGCAAAGGGGGGGUUCGGUUUUGUGAGUCAAUUAGCAUUGAUGAUGUAAAAGCCCUGGCAGCCUUAAUGACCUACAAAUGUGCUGUGGUGGAUGUUCCCUUUGGUGGUGCCAUGGCUGGCGUGAAGAUUGAUCCAAAGAAGUAUUCAGAAGGUGAGCUGGAGAAAAUAACAAGGCAGUUUACGAUUGAAAUGGCCAAGAAGGGAUUUAUAGGGCCUGGAACUGAUGUUGCUGCUCCUGACAUAAAUACAGGGGAAAGGGAGAUGUCCUGGAUUGCUGACACCUACUCCCACACUCUCGGGUACAAGGAUAUCAAUGCCCAUGCCUGUGUGACAGGGAAGCCUAUUAGUCAGGGAGGAAUCCAUGGGAGAGUCUCUGCCACAGGCCGUGGUCUGUUGCAUGGGGUUGAGAACUACAUCAACAGCACUCUCUAUAUGAACCUCAUUGGCCUGAGCCCCGGGUUCCCUGGCAAGACCUUCGUGUUGCAGGGCUUUGGCAACACGGGCCUGCACACCAUGAGGUACCUGCACCGCUACGGAGCAUGCUGCGUGUGUGUCGGGGAGGUGGAUGGUGCUAUUUACAAUUCCAGCGGGAUCCAUCCCAAGGAACUAGAAGACUAUAAGAAGGAACAUGGCACCAUAGUUGGCUUUCCCAAAGCAGAGCCUUAUGAUGGCAGCGUCCUCGAAGUACCUUGUGACAUCCUCAUCCCAGCUGCUAUCGAGAAGCAGCUCACAAAAGAUAAUGCGCAUCGGGUCCAAGCCAAGAUUAUCGCCGAAGCUGCCAAUGGCCCCACGACACCAGCGGCCCAUGAGAUCUUCUUGCAGAGAAAUAUCCUCGUCAUCCCGGACCUGUAUGUGAACGCGGGCGGCGUGACGGUUUCCUUCUUUGAGUGGCUGAAGAACCUGAACCACGUGAGCUAUGGCCGCCUGACCUUCAAGUACGAGCGGGACUCCAACUACCACCUGCUGAUGUCUGUCCAGCAGAGCCUGGAGCGGACCCUUGGGAAGGGCAGCGGCGAGAUCCCCAUCGUCCCCUCCCCGGAGUUCCAGGCCAGGGUGGCAGGGGCCUCCGAGAAGGAUAUCGUGCACUCGGGUCUGGCCUACACUAUGGACCGCUCGGCCCAGCAAAUCAUGAACAUGGCCACGAGGUACAACCUGGGCUUGGACCAGAGAACCGCUGCCUACCUGUGCGCCAUCGAGAAGGUGUUCAGGGUGUACAAUGAAGCUGGGUUCGCAUACUGACGUGAGCUGUCCCCUGGCCUCGGCCCUCCCUCCCCAGGCUAAGGGCACAGCUGCCGAAAAGCUCCCGGAAAGAGACUCUCGGGGGGGCGGGGGGAGAGAAGGAGAAGUGCUGGUGGUGGGGGUCAGGGCAUGUUUGUCCCUGUGGCUCCAACCUCAGCCCUCCUGCGUUGCAGAGGGAGCCGCUGCCGAGGCUGCGUUGGGGUCACCUAGCUCUGUGAGUGCCACCAUGCAUUGUCUCUCCAUAAACCAUUUACUGGGA